UCCAAUCUUCAACUGAACCAUCCAACCAUUGAAGACAUCUAUUUCCAGACAGACAAACAAACAAACAGAAUCAUCAAAAGACACCAAUCUCUUACAUCAUGUCUUCCCUCAACACCCCCAACUUCGACGCUCCUCGUUCCAAGAGCAGCCGCGCCGGCUCAGACGCAAGCUCCAUCUCCGCAGACUCGGACACCUUCACCCACAGAAGGGCAGUCUCUACAGACUGCCCGCGCCCCUCGAAGCGCAAGUCCUCCCACUCCCAGACCGUCAAUGUCUACACCCACUGCGGGCGCCACAGCUCGCAGUUCCUGUUCGGCGGCCGUUCCCUCACGGACAUGGCCCGCAGCGUCUUCAAGAAGGACUAGGUUGUCGUUAGGUUGAAGUGUCUGAUAUUUCGAGAGGGAAGCCCAAAACACCCAUCAGAGGCGCUUCCAGAAAUCGAGAUUAAAACACCGAUACCAAAAAAACAACACGACGACCUGGUCGGCAGCAAACCGCCGUCCCUUCGCCGUCGCCGUACGCGAUCGGACCGCGAGAGCCCCGUCAAGGAAUCGGCGAGACCGGUGGGGCCCCACAAGGCUCAAGGAACCGGCACGCGGCUUCAGACGCCAAGCGGGAAACCGCAAAAUUCGGCCUCCGAUCCCCAGUCCUCAUCCCCCCCCC
Molecule: messenger RNA, 663 nt
Organism: Colletotrichum phormii
Lineage: Eukaryota; Fungi; Ascomycota; Sordariomycetes; Glomerellales; Glomerellaceae
Exons: 1
Coding region: 99-365 (88 amino acids)
Source: RefSeq, a predicted model, not a curated record